AGCAGAUGAAUCAUAAAGGAAACAAACUUCCUUCCGUUUUCUCAAUAAUGCAAACAAGUUUAAGUAGAUUUAUCUUGAAAGAUGAACUCAUUUUAUUUCAUUAUUAUUUAGCUACCAAGGAAUGUUCUGCCCUCAAAAAAGUUGAAUAUUCAUUCUUAGUACAUUUUUUUUCUAAUAAUUUUGCAUUCGAGUUACUUUAUUGAUAUUUAUUGAAAUGGUGUUAAUUAGUUUUAGAAUAUACUUCUUAGCAUUUGUAAUCGGAUAUACACUUGCUUAUGUCAAUGUGGCCCUGAAUAAACCAACAUGGCAAUCAAAUCCGUAUAGAAGAGAAAACAUAUUUGACUCAAGCAAUGCCGUAGAUGGUCGGACAUCUGACCUGAGUGGUCGGGGCGGACAAUGUACUAAAUCAGCUUCAAAACACAACACUACCACCUGGUGGGUUAAUCUGACGUCCAUCUAUAGUAUACAUGACAUAUGGAUUUAUUACAGGACGAAUAACGAUGAAUGGAAUGCAGAAAAUACCUACAGAAGAAGAUUUCUGGGGUUCUCUAUUUAUGUAUCUAACACUACAGACAGAAAAGAUGGUCACUUAUGUUACCAUGAUACAAAGUAUACCAGCUUUACAAUACCCGCCGUCGUAAACAUAACCUGUCUUGUCCAUGGACAAUACGUCAUCUACUAUAACGAAAGACUAUCAGAUGUAAAUUAUCCAGAGGGAUAUUCAAAGUAUGCCUUUAAUGAAAUAUGUGAAUUGGAGGUUUAUGGUUGCAGGAUUGGAUACUACGGACCGAACUGUUCUCUCCCCUGUCCUGACAAAUGUCAUCAUUGUCAUAUAGAGAUCGGUAUAUGCCAUUUGUGUGAGUCCGGUUAUCAGGGACUUCAGUGUGAAUUUGAUUGUAGGAAUGAAUACUACGGAUCUAAUUGCUCUCUUCCCUGUCCUGAAAACUGUCGUUAUUGUCACAAAGAAACAGGCGUAUGGGAGUGGUGUGAACCCGGAUAUAAGGGAUAUCAAUGCGAAAUUGUUAGCACAGAGGAAGAUAAAGUCUGGCAGUUAAGGUUUUAUAGUACGCUUGGUGCUGUCAUCGUCGCCGUAACACUUAAUGCCUUUUUCAUCACUAUUAUAAUCUGUCUGAAGUUGAAAAGAAAUGAACCAAAAGUACAACAAACCAAGACAGAAUCUUGUUUUCCUGAGGCAAAUCAUAUCUAUGAUAAUCCUGAUGGAAAUAUCCCUGGUGAAUAUCAGCAACUUGGAAAGCUGGGAGAAUCCUCUCAAUAUGACGCUCUGAAGCAGAUAGAUGGAGAACAGAAUUCGGAAAAUGUAAAAAUAAAAUAAAAUAAAGAAAUCCGGAUAGACAUUAACAAUACUAGGAAGGAUAUGAUAUAAUAUAGAAACUGCAUUUGUUUUUCUUUUUGAUUUUAUUCCAGGCAAAACUCUUGAUUUUUCUGUAUUAUUUAUUUUUAUUUCAUAUACAUUCUAUCUUGAAGGUUAUUGAAAGUCUUCUGAUACAGAAAUAACAAUAAAAUCAAAAUAUUAUAGACUGAUACAAUUGUCCAUUGCCUAUGGAAAAUCGCAUCCUUCUUGAUGCAAGUGUUCUAGUAUGUAUUAAGAGGCAAUCCGCCGAAAAACCAGGCAAUUGUUGGCACAUCGUAUGUCAUUAAAAAUAUAUAUACAUUUGAGAGACACAAUUGAAUAUUUUCGAAUUUCAAUUAUUGCACUAACCGCCCGUCGUAGAUUUUGAAAAAUUACGCAAGGUGUAAAUCGGCUUGCAUGGCGGUUACGCUUUGAAUGCAUUAGGCUAAGGAAUCUGUUUCGAAGGGAAUAUUUUGUGAAAGGCUACUUGUGAUCAGUAAUAGUGAACAGAUUGUUGUCUGGGAAUAUUUUUAUUCGUGAAAAAUGAUAAUCGAUGCUGAAAAGACACAAGAAACACGCCCGAAGUUUGAUGACAAAAAGUUGGGAGGAAUUUCGGUCGCUGUAAAGGGAUGGAUGGAUCCGAUAGAUUGACACACUUGUCCGAGCAAGUUAAUUUGCAAUUUGAUCAAAAACAUUCUAUGGUUUCAGUAACUAAAGGCAUACUUAUCGUAAAACACUUAUAAACACGGAGACACUGGCGACAGCUUUACAUUGAACUACGAAAACGCCGAGGUGUUUGGCAGCUGUUCAUGGCAUGAUUGCGAUGAUAUUUUUCAACAGAUUUACACAUUUAUCGUGAGUAAAAUUAAAGAUAAAAUAAAAGUUUAUCAUUAAAAUUUAACCUAAGGUCUACCCCCCAAAAUAAGUAUGAAAGUUAGAGAACGUGCAGCUAACAAAAGUGAAGAAAAAUGUAAACAAACGCUAGGCUCCUAGUUUUCUCAAAGUACACAGGUUGAAUCGAUAGCCCAAAAUCUGUAUGAAAAACUUGUUUACAU
Molecule: messenger RNA, 2406 nt
Organism: Saccostrea cuccullata (small rock oyster)
Lineage: Eukaryota; Metazoa; Mollusca; Bivalvia; Ostreida; Ostreidae
Product: protein draper-like
Exons: 7
Coding region: 215-1333 (372 amino acids)
Molecular function (GO): scavenger receptor activity
Source: RefSeq, a predicted model, not a curated record